AAUUCUGACCGCAAGGCCACUGCUGCCCACCAAACCAACAGCGCAGAGACCCCUAAUCAUGCGGAUGACAUUUUCGCAGCAGCAACGGGAGAAAAAAAUACCGGCCAUAAUGACGACAGUAAUGUCGCCGCCUCUACAACCGUGGAAAAACGUAAAUAUGCUGUGAAAAAAAUCGCUGCACAUGUUGCCGAUGUGCAACAUCCUGCAGCAGCAGCAACCUCCACCAAAACCACAGUCACCAUCGACACCACCAAGGACGUCGGACAAAUCAGCAACCAGCAGCCGCCAGUGCAAACGCACGUUGAAGGUGCCGGCGACAUUGCUGCCGCACCGCCCACCAUUGUUGUGAGCAGACAACGCUUGCGACAAAAAUCACGCAUUCGACCACAAAUUCAGCAUAAACGCGAACGGCAGCAACAGCGGCAACGCGAGCGUGAGCGUUUGGUACAGACACAGCGUGUUUAUUGGACCGAAAGCGCAGCUACCACUACAGAUGAUGAUGAUUCGUCGGCAGGAAGUUUAGCUGUCAAAAAACAGCACUACAACCAGUAUGCCGCUCAAGUUGCUGCCAGUGCCAAUGCCAAUGCCAAUUCCAAUGCCAAUGUCAACACAAACUCCAAUGCAGGUGUCAACAUCGCUCAUUCUAAGCAUCUGUCUAAGCGUGUAGAAAAUCAAAACUUUGGUUAUUCCGCUCCAUCACCAAUCCCCGACAUGAACCUGAAUAUUGGACCAGAUGUGGUGACGAGCGCCUUGCAAAUACCAAUCGGAAUUUUGCGAUCACUUCAAGAAACCUUGGGUAACUUGGGCGCUUCAAAACAAGCUUCCGUUUCACUGAAUCACUAAGCGCCGAUGGAGUAUGUAUGUAUGUACAUAAUUUUGUGCGUGCAAACGGCGAUUAUGCAUUCGAUAAUAUAUGUAUUUAAUGAUGUAUACAAAAUAAAAUAAAUAAUACGAUUAUCAAUAAAUUUUUUUAAAGA
This is a messenger RNA of Rhagoletis zephyria (snowberry fruit fly), 977 nucleotides long. RefSeq lists its product as uncharacterized. NCBI's taxonomy places the organism in Eukaryota, Metazoa, Arthropoda, Insecta, Diptera, Tephritidae. The record is from RefSeq and is a predicted model, not a curated record.